Messenger RNA from Paramecium octaurelia, 1648 nucleotides. The record is from the annotation of a GenBank genome assembly. Lineage: Eukaryota; Ciliophora; Oligohymenophorea; Peniculida; Parameciidae.
AUGUUGUGCCUUUUUUUGUUGUAAUUAGUGGCUGGACUUAGUGAACGCCCACAAAAUAUUAGUGAAUUGUCAAAGAUGCUCUAUGGGUUCGAGUAUAAGGGGAAAUGGACAUCUUAAAAAAUGGAAUAAUAAUUCCAUUACUUGACAGUUGAACAAGGAGAUGCUUAUAUGAUAUUCCUGUCGAAUAAUACUCAAUAGAAUAGCAACGACGUGAUCGACCGAUUCGAGUUUCAAUUACUCAAUCCCAAAUACUAGGAAAUGAGGCAAGUUAUUGGCAUGUUUAAAUUGACUAAUUACUCCGACAGUGACAUGUAAUGAGUGAUUUAAUGUUAGUUCAUUCGAGAACAUCAGUGUCUUGAACUACACAACAGCCUACAAAUUCAGAAGAAACUAUUACUCAAAGGAGAAUUGUGAAAUUGCAUAUACUGUCAAUAUCGAAUUUUAAGGAGACAAUUAUGAUAAGGAACAUGCCAAGAUCAAGGUACAUAUGUAGACACAUAAUAAUUCAUUGGACACUCACUGUGAUGUCGACAUCCUAAUGGAUUUGAUGCUUGACACCACAAACUAUUUAUUAGUCAUCAUUAUGUAUUGUGCAAUGUCGGUGAUGAUAUGUUUUACGCAAUUCCUCUGCGUCACUAAACUUUGCAAAGCCUUACUCGAGAACGAGGAAGACCCUAACAAGGUAAACCUCUCCAACUUAUAUUAGAUCUCCCUCUUUGCAGUCGGCUAUUUGACGAUCCAAGAUUCCUACAUCUGUCUAUAAAAUCUCUACGAAGCAUUAAUUAAUUAUGUAAUAAUUUCAAUCUAACCUAGCAAUACUUCUAAUACUUCAUUUUACCUGCCUUCUUUUACUUCCUGUUGGCAACCACUUGCGACAUGAAGUUGAUAUGGAUAGUCUGGAGAAGUCGACAUUUGGAAGAUCUAUUUGAUCAGCAAAGAAUGAGAAGAGCCAUAACCUACUUUUUUGCUUAAUUCUGUAAAUGUCUCUACCUUACUUUAGAUUUUAGCCUCAUCCUAUAUUUUCUAUUGAUGUACUUCUUUUUCACUUAUAAUUGGUUUAUUUGCUUAACUGGCUUGUGUCUGCUUCCAUAAAUAAUUCAUAACAUUCGACUUGGUAAUAACCCUAGAUUCAUCUCCUACUUUGUAUUUGGUAUUUUGGUUCCAAGUAUGCUCUAUCAAGUAAGUCCUCAAUAUAUUUUAGCUUUACAAUAGAGGAUGUCCAAGUAAUUUACGUGGUCUUGAACCCUCCUUAGCCUUUUGCAUGAUUUACUUGAGUGAGUACUUACUCCAAAUAAUUAUCCUCUACAUUCAAUACAAGCUAGGUCCAAGAUCAUUUAUUCCCAAAUGUUUUCUACCCAAACAAUACAAUUAUUACAGAACACUUAAUAUACAAGAAGAUUAUGUACCAAAAGUCCUAUUCUAUUUUCUAGGAAGAAUGUGCAAUCUGUUUGACUUCAUUGAUGGAUGAUCCAUUUGACACCGAAGCACCCACCUAAAAACUUGUAAUCAAACAAGCCAUGCAAACUCCUUGUCGUCAUUGGUUCCAUCCAUCUUGCCUACGUAGUUGGAUUGAUAUCAAAAUGCAGUGUCCCACUUGCCGUUCUGAUUUACCACCUCUAUUAGAAUGAAUAUUUAAUUAAAUUAUCAG